Molecule: messenger RNA, 3404 nt
Organism: Scatophagus argus
Lineage: Eukaryota; Metazoa; Chordata; Actinopteri; Scatophagidae
Product: leucine-rich glioma-inactivated protein 1-like
Exons: 8
Coding region: 816-2453 (545 amino acids)
Biological process (GO): myelination
Molecular function (GO): protein binding
Source: RefSeq, a predicted model, not a curated record
CUCUAUCACAGGGCAGCCACAUCUUGCAUCCAUCAGUCGCCAUGGAAACCGCGUGCAAACCAGGAAACAAACCCAAAAUGUGCAAAUAAAUAAAUAAAUUAAAACAAGCAUGAGAACAUUUAGAGCGAAACAAAAGGUCACAGCUGCAUUAAAAAUACAAGACAUGUAAUGGCAGGAUGUUGGCAGCCUAGUGGAGCACGCCGAGCCAAAACUACAGCUGUCUCCGUGGUGACAAUUGUAACCCGGUUUCCCAACCGCUUCCCGCAUAGAAAGCCCGUGUGCGUCUGCGCCACAGGCAGCAAUCCGCUGGCUCAUGUCGGGGCUUCGUUUUAUUCAGCUGAUUCACCAAGACUUGCACAAUUCCGUCGCCUAUUGGGCGGAAUCCUCCGGGUGCUCGACACACGGCGAGCGUGGCGUUCACUGAAAUCAUAGGCGUGGUUUUGGCUGGAGAUGCUCCGUCUGCUCCCGCUGGGAUCCCCACCUGCCGUCACAUCGCGUUUCUCACUUCUCCAGCUGGUAUUUUCCUGAGCCACUACAGCGCGGAUUUGAUUUUGGUUUCAUUUUUGUCAAAGAAGACGAUGGUGAUGACUAUGUCUGGGGUUGUAGUGUGAUUACAGCGCUGUGGACGUACGGGGCCCCCGAUUUUAAUCAUCUCCGGAGCGGAGGUAAACAAGAGCAUACAGCGCGUCGCUUGGCCUCCAGGUAGCAGCAGCAGCAGCAGCAGGGGCAGCAGUGGGAAAGGAGCCUCAGCGGAGACCCUGGUUCAUGUGAAGGGCUGUUUGACGCGCAGGUCGUGCAGGCAGCGGUUCGCAAGGAUGGAAAAUACAUGCAAGAUGCCUAAAAGAUCGCCCUGGUUCGGUUUGCUUGUAGUGGCGUCUGUUUUACUUUUAGUGGACAGCAAGAGAGCCAGGCAGCCCCGCUGUCCCCCAUUAUGUACAUGUACCAAAGAUAACGCGUUGUGCGAAAGCGCAGGACUGAUCCCUCGCAGCUUCCCCCCCGAUGUCAUAUCACUAUCAUUCGUCAAGUCUGAAUUCACUGAAAUCCCGAAGGAGAGCUUCAUCCACACGCCUGCCCUUCAUCUCCUGCUCUUCACAGCCAACAACCUGGAAUCUAUAAACGAGGACGCUUUCCUUGGUCUUCCUCAUCUGGAGUAUCUGUUCAUCGAAAACAACCAGAUCAAGUCGAUUUCGCCAAAUGCUUUUCGUGGACUGAAAACCUUAGUGCAUCUGAGUCUGGCCUACAAUAAUCUGGAGACUCUGCCCAAAGAUUUGUUCAAGGGUCUUGAGGCCUUGACAAAAGUAGACUUGCGCGGGAACCAGUUCACCUGUGACUGUAAGCUGAAGUGGUUGGUUGAGUGGAUAUACAGCACCAAUGCUACAGUGGAUCAGAUUUACUGUAAAGGCCCGGUCUCACAGUUGGACAAGAAGAUUAAUGAUCUUGCGCCGCAGUCCUUUGACUGCAUCACCACAGAGUUUGCCUCCUACCAGUCCCUAAAGUUUGAAUCGAUAUCAGUGGAGGCGUUUUCCUUUGGGAAUGACCAAUAUGUGGUGUUUGCCCAGCCCUUCAUUGGGAAAUGCAGCUUUCUAGAAUGGGAUCAUGUGGAGAUGGUCUUCAGAAACUAUGACGAUAUUGACAGCACAUCCACAGUGAUCUGCAAACCUCUGGUCAUUGACAACCAGCUUUUUAUCAUUGUGGCUCAGCUGUUUGGUGGCUCACACAUCUAUAAGCGUGACACUUCGGCCAACAAAUUUAUUAAGCUCCAAGGCAUUGACAUCCUCAAAAUCCGCAAACCGAACGAUGUUGAGACAUUCCGCAUUGAUGGAGAAUCUUUUUUCGUCAUAGCAGACAGCUCCAAAGCUGGUUCCACCACCAUCUACAAGUGGAACGGCAAUGGCUUCUACUCUCACCAGUCUCUCCACCCGUGGUACCGUGACACUGAUGUGGAGUACAUGGAGAUCUCCUCCAAGCCUCACCUAAUCCUGUCUAGCAGCUCCCAGAGGCCGGUCAUCUACCAGUGGAACAAAACCACCAAGCUGUUUGACAGACGCACCGACAUCCCAGAGAUGGAGGACGUCUAUGCUGUGAAGCAUUUUCAGGUCAAAUCAGACCUCUUCAUCUGUCUGACGAGGUUCAUUGGUGACUCCAAAGUGAUGCGCUGGGAAGGGUCCCUGUUCAGAGAGUUGCAGACCAUGCCCUCUCGUGGCUCCAUGGUGUUCCAGCCCUUCACUGUGGGCAGUUGGCAGUAUGCCAUCCUAGGCAGUGAUUACUCUUUCACCCAGGUGUACCGCUGGGAUGCCAAGAAGGGCGAGUUUGUCCAUUUCCAGGAGCUGAACAUCCAGGCGCCGAGGGCCUUCUCUCCAGUCUCCAUAGACAACCGACAGUUCCUGUUGGCCUCAAGUUUCAAAGGAAAAACUCAGAUUUAUGAGCACCUGGUCAUUGAUCUGAGCAAUUGAGCGAUUGUCUUCUUGACUGGUUGGCUGUUGUUUGAGUGGUCUCUGUGUUUAGAGAUGGUUGUUGCAGCAGAUCCAUGGCUGAACAACACUGAAAGGCAUAAUCAUCUAAUUCUAACUUGAGCAAGGCAUGCAUCACUCUUUUCUUUUUUAAUUUUCCAUUGCAAUCAGAGCAUGAUACAUUUAAAGCUAAUUGCAUAUAUCUCGACCAAAUAUAUUUGACUGAGAUGCAUGUGCAGUUGAAUGCAAGCUUCUCGAGUUAGGAUUAGAUCCAGUAUGUUAAGAAGACAUUAAUGCAUGACCAGGCCUCACACAGACCAUCCCAUUCUGAUGAAUGCAGCAUCCAUGCUCAUUAAUCCAUUGAAUCUUGCAUUGGCCAGUUUUCUUUUUUGUGUCCAGCUUUUAAUGUCAUUCAACGAUGUUUAUACAUUUGUAAUCUCAUAUAUUUAUCUACAGAAAGUAAUAAUGAAAUGAUACUUUUUAAACCUAUUAACAUGUUGAACAAAUCUGCCAAAAUGAAAUGUUUACAAAUUUUUGUCUUUCCACUUGUAUGCUACAGGAUUUGUAAAUGAAGCUUUUAUAAGUUUAAGAGGGACCACACCAGUUAGAUACAUAUUUGUUAAGGAGAAUGAUUUUAAACUUAGGUUUAUAGUUUGGAAAAUGUCAGAAAUGUUGUGUGAGAAUCUACCUGUAAAUCCUUGUGACUUACAUUUUUAUUGUUAAUGGUUUAUAAUGUUUAAAGUAUUGAAGUUUUUCAUUAGAAGUAUGGAAAACAUUUUGGGCAACCUUGGAACUAUUUUCACACACUUAAAGGAACUGCAAUGAAUUGUUCAUAAUGCUUUACCUUUGACUAACAUGUAUGCAAAAUACGUCAACUGUGUCAUGAUUAGGAUGAAGUCAUUGACUAACAUCAUGCUAUUUACAGUCAAUAAAAAUUUACAUUAUUAAAUGUUA